GCAGCCAACUCGCCCAUCUCGCCCCCGUUCGCUGGUCACUCUUUAACCAAGAACGGCAAGAAGCCAUCCCCUCCGCCGGAGGACAGAUUCUCCAUCUCUCCGCCGCGAGACGCGAAUCUGCGGCCAAAAUCCUCUUAGGAUUCCUUCCUUCCCUUCUCCCCGCCUCGAUCACGCCCGCUGCGCCAGAAGCCGGGCUCGCCGGGGACCGGGAUGCCCUGCUGCCCCCUGCCGCCGCUCGGAGUCGGGCCGCGGCUGCGCUCCUUCCUCCGCGAUUACGACGCGCUCCAGUCCCUCGCCCUCGCACUCAUCUACCUCCAGAUUGGCUGUGCACUGAUUGGAUCACUUGGGGCAUUGUUCAAUGGGGUUCUUGUGAUCAACCUGGUGAUAGGGCUUUUUGCUGUUGUAGCGAUUGAGAGUAGUAGCCAGAGACUUGGCCGGGCAUAUGCUGUCCUUCUCUUCUUCGCUAUUGUCCUUGACGUUGCAUGGUUUAUACUCUUCUCACAUGCUAUAUGGACUAUCGCUCCUGACAAGAAGUAUGGCCAACUAUUUGUUUUCUCACUCAGACUAGCAUUGUGGAUGCAAAUCAUUGGGUUUUCAGUCAGGUUUUUGUCUUCGUUCAUAUGGAUCCAAAUGUAUAGGUUAGGGGCCUCUUCCAGCACGCCAACAUAUUUUGAAGCAAAUCAUGAAGCAAGAAAUAGUUUUUUAAGCCCCAGAUCUGAUUCAGUUAGACGGAGUUCCAUGGCAGAUGAUAUACUGGGAGGUUCAAUUUACGAUCCUUCCUACUACUCGUCACUCUUCGAGGAUGUACGAAACAAUGCAUGCAAUCAUCAGGGUGAUAAACAAAGUGGUAGUAAUGAUAGUGGGUCAACAUCUGCGAGCCAAUCUCCACGGCUUAAAUCUUUUGCUUGUAGAUCGCUUCUGGCUAAUGAUGUGGAAAGUGGACUAAGAAAACCCCUGAACUCCUAGUGGAACAAACAGAGGACUCAAGUUGAAGAUGGUGCUUAUUUUGUGAACUUAAGUCCUGUAGCCACCGUUCUUUUUGAAGCAUAGAGAUUUGUACAGUGCAAAAGUUCAUUUCUCGGACCAGACAAUUUCCAAAUGAAAGGAGAUCAAGAAAGACUGCAACAAUGAUCACCUGUGCUGCUGUGCAUUCGUGAACUUAUACAGGAGUUUUUGGUGCCACUGCAUGUGGAACAUCAUUUCUGCUCGGUGCACUUGAGCUGGAUGGUUUCGUAAAGAGCAAUUGAAUGUUGAUGUUGCACAUUGGUUUAUGCCAUGUGACAUGCUUUCCUGCUCAGUAUGGUCCAUUUUCCAGACCUCUUUCUUGGCUGUUUCUCUGAACUUUCUAGGAAAUGAAGCUGGUAGUAAGUAGUAGUUAUGUAGUCACUCGGUUCUUCUCUUAGCUUUAGACUGGAGAUUCUUCUUUCCUAGCAUUUUGGUCAUUGUUUAUAGGCUGCACAUCUCUGGAUCAGUAAAGGAAAAGAAAUAUAAAUUUCAUUCGGAUCAUGAAUACCUUCAAGGAAUAUCGUAUCGGGAUUAAAAUUCUUGUUGUGAGGCUUU
Molecule: messenger RNA, 1560 nt
Organism: Phragmites australis (common reed)
Lineage: Eukaryota; Viridiplantae; Streptophyta; Magnoliopsida; Poales; Poaceae
Exons: 5
Coding region: 211-966 (251 amino acids)
Source: RefSeq, a predicted model, not a curated record